GUUCUCGCUCGGCCACAUUCUAGAUGCGGCAAGCUAACCACCAGCAGACUUACAAACGCCACCACCCACCAACGCAUCUAGACGGGAUAACUUUUCGCGAAGAUUUUUUUAGCUGGUCACUUUGUCGUUACGUCUCCUACUACGUCUAUUUCUGGAGCAAGGAACUCAAAGCGGAAGACCUCGGAGCUGCAUGACGCCACUAUCUAUCAUUCACCGUGGACAUUAUCGUUCUAACUCCACGCAUCGAGCAACAUAAAGAAACGGUUAAGAUGAGCUACAGUAUUGGAGAACAGCUUCACCAGCACCAGACCAGCCCCCCGCAGAGCAAUGUACUCGAUAGUCUGUCCCCGACGCGCUGCACUAAAGCCUGCUUUCUGCGCGAAGAGCAAAAUGCGCGAGAACUUCAGAAACUUCGUGACUCGUAUGUUGCCUUGAAGCUGGAGACGGAUAAGGAGAUCGCGUUUCUCAAGCAGCAGCUUGCUUCGGCAGCGUCUUCGAGUCGUUCAACGUCUCCAGAAAAAUCCACAAGCGCUAACUCCAGAACGACGUAUCAAGCGUCAACAGAAAUUACGGCAUCGUCACCGCACACGCUUGUUCCAACCGUGUACUCCAUCACGGACUCAGGCGUAAAGCCAUCCGGACGAAUUGACCGCCUGGGAAGUAUUAAGUCGGCGCAGGUAUUGGCGUCUCUACGACCAUUUUCCAUUCCUGCCACUGGCGAGAUUGCAGUAGCACGACGAGUGCUUGCAGCAUUGGCGGACCCCAUGAUGACGACUCAGCCUUAUUUGCGUUCUCUUCAAUUUGCUGCUGACCUUGUUGAGCUAAGCGUUCAGGUUGGUGCAAUACUGGAGACUGAAGCUCGUUGUUUGGAUCUACCUAGUCCGGUGUAUGUAUUCGGCGACGUUCACGGCAACUGGACCGACUUGCGCUUCUUCGCGGAUAAUAUUUGGCACCUCGGGCUGGAACUCACAGCGGGUAGCUUCCUCUUCCUCGGCGACUACGUAGACCGCGGCAGUUCAUCCCUUGAAUGCAUAGCCUACCUCUUCGCACACAAACUUCUCUACCCAGGCAAGAUUUUUCUGCUACGAGGCAAUCACGAAACUCGUGCUGUCAAUGGCCUUGAGGCGCAUUACGGUUCUGGGUGUUUACUGGCACAGUGCAAGGCACGGUUCGGAACAAGUGAAGGUUCUGUCAUCUGGCACCAGCUCAAUAACUCAUUCGAUCGCUUGCCUGUCGCUGCGGUCAUUGACAACGAUGUUUUCUGUGUGCAUGGUGGGAUUCCAAGACCGAUUGACGAAAAUGAGGACCUUCUUGAGACGAUGGCGAAAUUGCCAACAGCAGCAUCGCUAGACACCUUGGAUAUUGCGUUCUAUGCUGGUAAACCGCAACUAUCCAUGAUCGCAGACAUGAUCUGGGGCGAUCCGGUUCGAAACGAAGAGUCUUUGACACGGGCAAGCAGUUGGAGGCUGGACUCUAAAGGUUUCGGCAAGAGCCCGCGCGGUGGAGUUGCUGUGCGCUUCGGGUCCCGAGCAAUUGACCAGUUUCUAGGUCAAUACGGCUUCUCUCGCAUCUUGAGAGCUCACGAAGCUGCUCGAGAGGGACUGUCCUUUAGUAACUCUGCACGUGUCAUCACCAUAUUUUCUACGUCGAAGGAUCAUGGUCUAGGCGACGAUGCGAGCUGUGGCUGCGUUCUCGUGGACAAUCAGCACUUGCGUUUCUUCAAUAGAGCAAGAAGUGCAGGUAGAACCCACCGUCAGCAAUUGAUCAGAAGACACAAUGGCAGUCGAAUCAAUAGUACGUCCUGGAUCAGCCGUCUGUCAAGUGGACUUACGUCGAGCAAUUUUGUCAGCAUUCCAGCGUCACUGUACAGACAACGCGGUGGUAAGGAAAGCGACGGAGACACAGACGACGAAGACGAGCAAUCCAGCACCAAUUCAGUUGUCCACUGUUCGGUUAGUGCUAUAAGAAUCAGCAACGAUGCAGACAGCCACGAGGACAACAACCAAGCAGACGAAGACUAAGUUUAAGAAAAAGGAUAUCAAGAGCC
This is a messenger RNA of Phytophthora nicotianae INRA-310, 2047 nucleotides long. RefSeq lists its product as hypothetical. The coding region runs from base 270 to 2021 and encodes 583 amino acids. Gene Ontology annotation, molecular function: protein serine/threonine phosphatase activity. Lineage: Eukaryota; Oomycota; Peronosporomycetes; Peronosporales; Peronosporaceae. Gene Ontology annotation, cellular component: cytoplasm; nucleus. The record is from RefSeq and is a predicted model, not a curated record. The transcript is spliced from 2 exons.